GGUUUCAUGAUGACAACCAUGUCAUGUCUCCGUUUUCAUUUUCUCUUGGUACUCUUACUUUGUUGUGUCUUUGCUUCAAGCUUCUUGAUGAUAAAUGCUCGUGUUGCUGGACUUGCUGCUUGUCGUCCCCACCAGAUCCAAGCUCUCCUGCAUUUCAAGAACGAGUUUGAAUCCGGCGGUUGCAACCGCAGCGAGUACUUUCACGGUGUCCAGUGUGAUAACGCGACUGGUGCGGUCACAGAGCUACAGCUCCCAAGUGGCUGCUUCACUGGAACUCUCAAACCCAACAGUAGCCUCUUCGAGUUGCAUCAUCUUCGUCUCCUCGAUCUCUCUGACAACAACUUAGGUUUUUCCUCAAUUCCUUCCGAGUUUGGCAACUUCAACAAAUUAGAGGUUUUGUCUCUUUCCUCUAAUAGCUUCCAAGGUCAAGUUCCUUCCUCAUUUAGUAACCUAACAUGGUUAACCAAGUUGGAUCUCUCAGAUAACGAGCUCACUGGUAGUUUCCCACUUGUCCAGAAUCUCACCAAGCUCUCCUUUUUAGACCUUUCUUACAAUCACUUCUCUGGAACCAUCCCUUCUUCUCUACUCAUGAUGCCUUUCUUGUCAGGAAGAGCAGAUUGCUUCUUCGCUGCAGAAUCAGUCUUGUUCAAACUUGAUCUAACCCCGCAUAAUUCAGGAGCCUUAGAUCUCUGGUGUUUGUUGAAGGCAAACAGCUAGGGUUUCACUCUCGUUUUUGGAAAGCAAAAUAUGGAAAAGCAAGAGAGAAGAGUCCCAGAUAUUAAAUAUAUAGAGCGUAGAGAGUAGAGACGCAAAAGAACAAAAACAAAAAAGGAAAGAAAAGGAAGUUUCCAUUUUAUUUAACAAACUAACAAAUGUCGACAGAUUCUAUUUUCCAUUUUUCCUGUCAAGUUCCACGAGGGGUAAAUCUGUGAUCGACUAUUUCAACUGAUAUCAUAAGGGUAGUUUCGUCAAUAGAAUUUCAACGAAACA
Eutrema salsugineum is the source of this 990-nucleotide messenger RNA. Its product is annotated as receptor like protein 42. The coding region runs from base 7 to 717 and encodes 236 amino acids. The transcript has 2 exons. Gene Ontology annotation, molecular function: protein binding. The record is from RefSeq and is a predicted model, not a curated record. Lineage: Eukaryota; Viridiplantae; Streptophyta; Magnoliopsida; Brassicales; Brassicaceae.